CGGUCCAUGAGGAAUGUCGGGUCUGUAUGAUUUAAAAAUAGCCCCAUCUCAUCUUCUGCCUGACACGCUGCUCCAGCGAGGCUCAUAGUGGUGCGAGCAGCAGGAAUGUGAAGAUGGCUACAGAUCUGGGAGAGCUACUGGUCCCGUACAUGCCCACCAUUAGAGUACCGAGGACAGGAGACAGGGUUUUCAAGAGCGAAUGCGCUUUUUCCUACGACUCUCCUGAAUCGGAAGGAGGUCUAUAUGUGUGUUUGAACUCAUUCCUGGGUUUUGGAAGAGAACACGUGGAGAGACAUUACCGCAAGACUGGACAGAGUGUGUACAUGCACUUAAAGCGGCAUGUGAAAGAGAAAGCCACAGGUGCUGCAGGGGGUGCCAUACCAAGAAGAAGGAAUGGAAAAGUAUUUUUAGAUUUAGAGCUUAACCGUGAUUUUAAUGGAGAUGAUUAUGAGUAUGAAGAUGAAGCCAAGCUUGUCAUAUUUCCAGACCACUUUGAGAUCCCUUUACCAAAUAUUGAGGAGUUGCCCGCACUGGUGACAAUAGCCUGUGAUGCCAUCCUCAAUGCGCCAUCUCCAUACAAAAAGCAGGAGUUGGAUUCAUGGGAAGAGGAGAUCCAAGUAUCUAAACAUGCCAGAAGCCUCAGACAGCAGGAGAAUGGGGUUCGAAUUCCUCCCAGCGGCUGGAAGUGCGCCAAGUGUGAAAUGAGAGAAAACCUGUGGCUAAACCUGACGGAUGGCUCUGUCCUCUGUGGGAAAUGGUUCUUUGAUGGGAGCGGAGGGAACGGACAUGCCCUUGAGCACUACAGAGAAACCAACUUCCCCCUGGCAGUUAAACUCAACACAAUCACCCCAGAUGGAGCAGAUGUUUAUUCCUUCGAUGAAGAAGAAGCAGUGCUUGAUCCUCACAUAUCAGAACAUUUGUUACACUUCGGAAUAGAUAUGCUGCAAAUGCAAAGGACAGAGAAUGGCCAUCAUACAGACAACCACGUGCAGCUGCGUGUGAGUGACUGGGAAGUGAUUCAGGAGGCUGGUCUAAAGCUAAAGCCCGUCUAUGGACCAGGAUACACGGGCAUCAAAAACCUGGGCAACAGCUGCUACCUGAGCACCACUAUGCAAGUGCUUUUCAGUAUUCCAGAGUUCCAGAGAGCGUAUGUUGGGAACCUACAGAGAAUAUAUGACUACUCGCCUCUUGAUCCAACUCAGGAUUUCAACACACAGAUGGCAAAACUUGGUCAUGGACUUCUCUCAGGCCAGUAUGCAAAACCGCCAAUGAAAUCAGAACUAAUUGAACAGGUGAUGAAAGAAGAAUACAAGCAGCAGCAAAGAGGGAUUUCACCUAAGAUGUUCAAAUCGCUGGUCAGUAAAGGACAUCCCGAGUUUUCCUCAAACCGACAACAAGAUGCUCACGAAUUCUUCCUGCACUUAAUUAACCUGGUGGAGAGGAACAAUUCAGGCUCAGAGAACCCCAGCGAUGUGUUUCGCUUCAUAGUUGAGGAGCGAGUGCAGUGCUGUCAGACACAGAAGGUGCGGUACACACAGCGAGUGGACUACCUUAUGCAGCUUCCUACACCCCUGGAGGCAGCCAGCAACAGAGAGGAGCUAAUAGCAUUUGAGAGUAAGCGGAAGGAAGCUGAGGAGAACAUGCGGCCCCCUCCAGAGCCGGUGAGAGCCCGAAUCCCCUUCACUGCCUGUCUGCAAGCCUUCACUGAGCCCGAGAAUGUUCCAGACUUCUGGAGCUCUGCGCUGCAAGCCAAGUCAGCUGGAGUGAAGACUUCUCGUUUCGCAUCUUUCCCCGAGUACAUGGUUGUGCAGAUAAAGAAGUUCACAUUUGGUGUUGAUUGGGUUCCCAAAAAGUUAGAUAUAUCUGUAGAUGUGCCUGAUUUCCUGGACUUGAAUCGCCUCCGGGCAACAGGGCUACAGGCAGGAGAAGAGGAACUGCCUGACCUUACACCUCCCAUUGUCAUUCCUGAAGACACCAGAGACAGUUCAACAAACAACUCUUUGGAAUCUCCAGAAAUAGAUGAAUCAUCCGUGAUGCAACUGGCAGAGAUGGGUUUCCCUCUGGAAGCCUGUCGGAAGGCAGUGUACUACACUGGGAAUAUGGGGGCAGAGAUGGCCUUUAACUGGAUAAUAGCGCACAUGGAAGAGCCAGAUUUUGCCGAGCCUCUGGCAAUUCCCUCUUACAUGGAACCAGACCUGCUCAGCCCCAGCCUCCCUACUACCAGUGCUCUGGACAACCAGCCUCCAGAAGAGAGCAUCUCCAUCCUCACCUCCAUGGGCUUCCCCAGACAUCACACAAUCAAGGCUCUCAAAGCCACAAACAACAACUUGGAGCGAGCUCUUGACUGGAUAUUCACACACCCAGACUGUGAGGAAGAGACUGAGGCUAUGUCAGACACAGCAGACACAGAGCCGAACGAUAACAGCUUCUCAAACGCCAAUGCCCACAGCGACUCCUCGCUCUCUCCAGAUCAGGACCUGUCCAGCCCCCGCGUCAGAGACGGACCAGGGCGUUAUGAACUGUUUGCCUUCAUCAGUCACAUGGGAACAUCCACAAUGUCUGGUCAUUAUGUGUGUCAUAUCAAAAAAGAGGGCAGAUGGCUGAUUUACAAUGACCACAAAGUUUGUUUGUCAGAGAGACCCCCUAAAGACUUGGGCUACAUGUACUUUUACCGGCGCCUGUCAAGCUGCUAGAUCUGGACCUUCACAACCUUAUGCACAGCCAUUUGGCCAGAGAGGUGUGUGGGGCACCACUGACACUGCUGGAAACUAGGGAAGCAUUUACAUCUGUGAGACGGAGAGAGAACCUCUCAGUCCCUGCCAAGACCCACACAGACACUAAUACCACAGGAACGGUCGAGCAGGGAAACGAGUGUGUGUGUGUCGUCUGUCCGAGUUUUGUUUAUUUGUUCGUCUCGUGUCUGCUUUAAAGGUACAGUGGGAUGUGUGCAAUUUUACGUAUGCAGAUUAUUUUCCUAAUAUAUUCUCAAAUUAUUUGUUAUGUUUCUCUUUGAAUACUUUAAGCUCCUGUGCCAGUAUUUUCAAGGCGUACUUCUUUUGAAAACAUAACACGUGCCUGCAUUUACAAAUGUUAUUACUGCCAUCUCAGAAUGUACUCCCUUCAGUUCAUGUUCUUUGGGUUACCUAGUUGUUCAACAACAACAAAAAGUCUGUCAGAGGAGAUUUCAAAUAGAGAUCAUGUUUAGUGGAUUUUGAUGAAACUGCAAUCGAUCUAUAACGUAAUGUUAUUACACAGAAACAUUUGUUUUUGACUCAUGCCCAUAGAGGAAAAAAGUUUAUUGAAAUGUUGGACUGUGGUCCUUGUUUGGUAGGUCUUAGUUUGCUGAUAGAUAUGUGCUAGAUUUAUGUUCUAGCAUUUGGAUUGAUCCAUAUUUGUGGCAUCAGACUGAUUUUUUUUUUUUAAUAAUGGAAUCUAUAUUUCAGGUUUAUUCUCCCCAACUGCAAAAGUUUGUCCAGUUUCUAUACCUUCAGGCAGAAGUAGACCUUUUUAUAUAUAUAUAUAUAUAUAUAUUCAAGAACAUUGAGCCUCAUUUAUUGGCAUGGCUUUAAAAAUAUUUUGUUUGUACAAUAUCAUUACAUUCAACUUUAAGUCCAUGAUAGCUUUCAGUCAGUCUGUGAUAUCUGACCAGAAAGUGCACCAAUAUCACAUAUUCAUGCAAUGUUCAAGUGCUUUACUUUGAUCAUAUCUUUAGCAGUUUAAAGACUGGAAUGCAUUUGAAGUCGUUUCGUUUCAUUUAUUUCCAGUCUCAAAGAAUGUAAAACUAUUUUUAUCCCAUACCUAAGCAAUAUGUGAUGACAUACUGUAUAGAGCAGAAUUAUAUGCAGUAUUAUUCAUAGAAUGAUCUCAGAUACAUGUAUGUAUUGGUGCUCAGUGUUACCAAAUCACAAGCUCUUAAGCUUUACAACAUAUCUGACAAACUUGGCUCCGCCUCCAUCACCUUCAAAUCUUGGACAUUUCAUUUAUUUGCUGAAGAAGCAUGUCAUUACCAAACAAAACCCGUAUUCGUUCUUGGCAAGUAUCCUUUAAAGUGUUUUAUUACGCCGUGAGCUUCAGUCUGAAGGUUAGCGCUGAAUUAAAGUUUAAUAUUCAUUGUUUUACGACGUGAUCUCGCUCAGGCUGAGGUGGGGCCUGUUCAUCUCAAUUUAUUUCAACUGAUGUUGCACAUUCUGUUGAAGAUUGUACCCUGUCAUGUUUCUUUCUAUUGUGCACUAGCUGUUACGUUGGGAGGUCCGUGUCUUUGUCCAUUUACCUCGUGUUGUGCAUGUGUCUUCCUUUGGCGUAUCCAUCUGAGGUUCUCUCACUCUUUCUCUUCCUCUCUUUCUAACAAUGAAUGAAUAUUCAUAUCCAGUUCCUCCUGUUUCUCUUUCUCUCUCUUUUCUUUUUUGUCUUUAUAUUGGGUGUGAAAGUGGAUGCUUUUACCUCACCUUUAUUAAACAUGCCUUGAUUUUUUUUUUUUUUCAGAAUGUGCACUAAAACUCCAAAGUUAGUCAGUUGACAUUUUGCAAUAUAUUAUUGAUUUUUAGCGAGUUCUGUUUUUCAUGGAACUGAAGGUUAAGUGGUACGUUUUUAUUGUUGAACUUUUUUUUUUUUUGCAAAAAAGGUGUGCCAAUUCUGUAGCUACUAUACAAACUUGCCCACUUGUUUGUUAAAAGGUUUUUUUUUUUAAUGGAUUUUCUGAUCCAUAUAUAUAUAAACACACAGUCAUGGCAAAUGUGGGAAUCCUCAUUUGAAAAUCUGUUCAAACAUACUUGUGGAUCAAUGUUUGGAUUGUUCAAUAAAAUCCACAAUUGUU
Molecule: messenger RNA, 4813 nt
Organism: Megalobrama amblycephala (Wuchang bream)
Lineage: Eukaryota; Metazoa; Chordata; Actinopteri; Cypriniformes; Xenocyprididae
Gene: usp13
Product: ubiquitin specific peptidase 13
Exons: 21
Coding region: 114-2693 (859 amino acids)
Biological process (GO): protein deubiquitination
Molecular function (GO): zinc ion binding; protein binding; cysteine-type deubiquitinase activity
Source: RefSeq, a predicted model, not a curated record